This is a messenger RNA of Pyrenophora tritici-repentis Pt-1C-BFP, 1291 nucleotides long. Its product is annotated as mitochondrial 37S ribosomal protein mS35. Gene Ontology annotation, molecular function: structural constituent of ribosome. The record is from RefSeq and is a predicted model, not a curated record. Gene Ontology annotation, cellular component: mitochondrial small ribosomal subunit. Gene Ontology annotation, biological process: mitochondrial translation. NCBI's taxonomy places the organism in Eukaryota, Fungi, Ascomycota, Dothideomycetes, Pleosporales, Pleosporaceae.
GCUCCCCAGCGCCAAGCACGGCUGCAUGGAAAAGUCGACGACAACAUGUACCCGCCAAUGCGCACAUCAAUGGCGUCAAUAACACGAAGACUGCUCUUGCAGUCACGGCAAUGCCCACCAAGGAUACGAGCUCGCGCACCAUCAAGACACAGCACCCCCGCACAAUGGCAGCAGCGCCCACUCUCGACAACACCCGGACGAUGCGCAAAUGAGCCAACGAAAGAGGGCUCCGCAACCGCAGCAGAUGCCCGGGCACCGACUCAAACCCUUGAUGAGCUAGCUCCGCAAUUAUCCUACUCCAACACCACGGAAGAGGUUCCCUUCAACAAGAUGACAGAAGAGGAGCGUCAUGAAGCCAUGCUUAGCAACCUGCGCGCCUCACUGGCCGAAAUCGACCCCUCAGUCGUUGCCGACGCCCAGCGCAAAGGAAAAGCCGGACUCCCACAGACAGAGAACUUUGGCCUAGAAACCGACGAGGACUUUGACAUUGAGGAAGACGACAGGAGGAAGAUCCAAGCUGGUUUCUGGGCCGAAGGCGAGGAGGAAAUGGGACCAGAUGAGGAUUACUACGGCGACGACUUGACGAGUCACGGUCACGGUGAAUUGGAGCAGCACAGAGAGUUGAGGGAAUAUGCGAGGUUGAUUGCGUGGGAAUUGCCGCUUUUGAGCCACCUCGCCCGCCCGUUUGAACCCCCUACAGCAGCAACACCCUACCGGUUCCGCUACACGUCAUACCUGGGCGAAUCACACCCCGCCACCAACAAAGUCGUCGUGGAAUUCUCGCCUCAAGACCUCUCGCAAUCCGACCAGCUAACGCCCACGCAAAUCAACAAGAUGAUCAAGCUCGCCGGGCCCCGCUACAACCCCACAACCCGCAUCGUCAAGAUGUCGUGUGAGAAAUUCGAUACCCAAGCUCGCAACAAACGCUUCCUGGCAGACACAAUCGCCGGCCUGAUUGAAGCUGCCAAAGACGCCACUGACACGUUUGAAGACGUGCCGUUUGACUUUCGCCAUCACACGCCUAAGAAGAGGACCGAGUUUCCCAAGGAGUGGGUUUUGAGCAAGGAAAGGAAAAUGUAUCUCGAGGAGAAGCGCAAGCAGACGGAGUAUCUGGAGGAUCAGCGACAGGGCAAUGGUAUGUUGGUCGAUGGCAAGAGGGUGCUGGAUGCGAGUUUGCCGUUUAUGAAUGAGAGCCAGCAGCCGCAGACGGUCAUGGCGGGAGGGGCGAGGGGGAAGCCGUUGAGGUAGUUGUGUUGGAAGCGUUGAUGUACAGAUUAUCUGUAUGAUUAUA